Triticum dicoccoides is the source of this 2158-nucleotide messenger RNA. RefSeq lists its product as uncharacterized. The record is from RefSeq and is a predicted model, not a curated record. The transcript has 3 exons. Lineage: Eukaryota; Viridiplantae; Streptophyta; Magnoliopsida; Poales; Poaceae. The coding region runs from base 474 to 1805 and encodes 443 amino acids.
ACUAAUCACCGGUUGCUUCCUCCGUAGCUAGCUCCCGUCCACCUGAUCUGCCUUGCCUGCCUACUCCACUGAUUAGUUAAAGCCAAUGAAUAGCAUUCCUCCGAGGGUACUAUAAGUGCUCGCGGUCGUCGUCGUCGUCGUCCCCAUCCCCUCUCUUCUCUAUAGCUUACUAGCAGCAGCGCUCUCUUCUUGCUCUUCGCUAUCUAGCUCCACUUUGCUCGUUGUCCUCUCCCUCUUGGAUCGAUCCGGCCUUCGGCGGCCAUGAAUUGCGCCGGGGUCGCCGAUGGGUUGCCUGCAGGCGAGCCGGAUACCGGCGUCGUCGACCAGCCACGGAGGAGGAGCUGCCUGUAGCGUAGCUGAGCUAUAGUGCUCGGUCGAUCUGCUGCUUCUUGGGGGCGAGGAAGAAGAAUAACCGAGGCUUACUCUCGACGACAGCACAAGGCGGAGCCAGAUAAUUUCCGGUGACGCACACCAUGGAUCCCCAGACAUUUGUGAGGCUCUCAGUCGGGCAGCUUGGCCUGAGGCUCCCCGGCGCAAGUGCCAGAAAGGCUUGCCACUGCGAGAUCCGGCUCCGAGGCUUCCCGGUUCAGUUAGCUCCGGUGCCUCUGGAAAAUUCUUCAGAGUUUCAUCUUGAUCCGCACGCGAAUGCGGCGGUGUUCUCCCUGGACGAGCCCGGCCUCAAGGCGCUGCCGACGUCGAGGUGGUUCCGAACCCCGGAGCCGCCGUACCUCGAGAUCGUUGUGUACGUGAGCAGGCGCGACGGCGGCGGGCAUUGCGUCGGGUUGAAGCGGCGGCUGGUCGGGGCUGUCAGGGUGGAUGUCGGGCCGGAGUGGCGCGACGGCAAGCCUGUGCUGCUUCGCCAUGGCUGGACGGGCAUCGGCAGGGCGGCGGAGCUGCACGUGAGAGUGAGGGUGGAGGCUGACCCUCGGUACGUGUUCCGGUUCGAGGACGAGGUCGCGCUGAACCCGCAGGUGGUCCAGCUCCAUGGCGGCGCCAGCCAGCCCAUCUUUAGCUGCAAGUUCAUCCGCGACGUGAGGCGGGCGUCGCAGCCGGAUCAUUUGGGCGGGAAGUAUUGGUCGAGCUCCGGAAGCGGCGAAGAGAAGGAGACGGAGAUGGCGGGGAGGAGGAGGGAGAGGAAGGGCUGGAAGGUGGCGAUCCACGACCUGUCCGGCUCCGCCGUGGCCGCGGCGUUCAUGGCCACGCCGUUCGUGCCGGCGACGGGCUCCGACACGGUGGCGCGGUCCAACCCAGGCGCGUGGCUCAUCGUCCGCGCCGACACAACGGGAUCGUCGGAGAGCUGGCAGCCGUGGGGCCGGCUGGAGGCGUGGCGGGAGUGCGCUGCGCCGGCGGGCGGCAAGGACGCCGUGUGCCUUCGGCUGCAUCUCCUCCCGGAGCGGCGGGACGCGUGCGUACUCGUGUCCGAGACGCCUCUGAGCUGUGAUAAGGGCGGGGAGUUCUCCAUCGACAUGGACAGACAGUCGAUCCUCCCGGAGGACGCAGUGGCGUCGGAGACGACGUCGUCGUCGUACUGCGCAGCGAGCAUGGGACAGUCGUGCGCGGGCGGCGGCUUCGUGAUGAGCUGCAGCGUGCAGGGCGAGGCGGCGACGAGCAGCAGGCCGCCGCUGGUGCACCUCGCCGCGCGGCACGUCAUGUGCAUGGAAGACGCAGCCAUGUUCCUCGCGCUUGCGGCUGCCGUCGACCUCAGUGUCAAGGCGUGCCGGCCGUUCCGGAGCAAGACGGCGGCGGCUAAGAAGAAGACGGCUGCUGGCUCCUCUUCCCCCGAUCCCCUGGAGCUCGACACGUAGAUUAGCUAGAGCUAGCAGUCCUCACUCCUCAGUCAAGCAUCAGAUCAUCCAUGGUCACUCUGUAAAUCCACUUGUUUCGACCAAACUUGUUGAAAACUCUACCAGUUUUUUCUAGGCCUAACCUGUAGACACGAUGACGAUUCAAUCACGCCCCCACACGACGAGGCACAGAGGACCCAGGUCAACUCCAACACACGACCCGAGCGAACGUCAAUUUUGUAUGGAUUUUGUAUAUUUAGGUCGGGUAAGGAGCUGUGUCCGGCAUUUGUAUAUUUGCGCUGGGUUUCCGGCAUUUGUACAUUUGCACUGGCCGUGCGCCCAACUGACUAAUGGAUUUUCGUCUGGCCGCGUAA